Molecule: messenger RNA, 1356 nt
Organism: Aureococcus anophagefferens
Lineage: Eukaryota; Pelagophyceae; Pelagomonadales; Pelagomonadaceae
Exons: 1
Biological process (GO): fatty acid metabolic process
Molecular function (GO): medium-chain fatty acid-CoA ligase activity
Source: RefSeq, a predicted model, not a curated record
GCAGGCCUCGACGGCGACGACCGCGUCGCCGUCGCCUUGAGAGACGGCGUCGCCGCGGCGCUCGCGUUUCUCGCGCUCCCCCUCGCCUGCACCUUCGCGCCGCUGUCGCGGUCGCUGCGCGCGAGCGAGUACGCGUUCGAGUUCGAGGACCUGCCCGCGGCCGCGGUCCUCGUGCACGACGACGACGGCGCGGAGGUCUUCGUCGCCGCCGCGAGAGAGGCAUCUUUACCGGUCGUCGUCGCCGUCGUCGGCACGCACGGGUUCUUCUCCGUCGAGCCGCGCGGCGCCGCGGCGGCGCCGCGGCCCGCGCGCGGCGGCGACGCCGUCGCGCUCGUGCUCCACACGUCGGGCUCCACGGCGCGGCCGAAGCUUGUGCCGCUGUCGCACGCGAACCUCCGGGCGGGCGGCGUGGCCAUCGCGACCGCCCUCGAGCUCGCGCCGGGGACGACGGUGCUGAACGUCAUGCCCCUCUUCCACAUCCACGGUUUAGCCGCGAACGUGCUCGCGGCGCUCGCGGCCGGCGCCUGCUGCGUCGCCGCGCCGGGCUUCGCGGCCCUGGGCCCGGCGGGCGUCCUGGACGCGCUGCGGGGCGUCGACGGCUACUCGGCCGUGCCGACGAUGCACGCGGCGCUUUUGGAGGCCUUGGCCGGCGACGGGACGUCGGGCCGCGUGAGCUACGCGCGCAACUGCAGCGCGGCGCUCCCGCCGGCCGUCGCCGCGCGCCUCGAGGCGGCCUUCGGCUGCGAGGCCAUCGCGACCUACGCGAUGACGGAGUCCAUGCCCAUCGCGGCGAACCCGCGCGGCCGCGGCCGGCGCCUCGACACCGUCGGCCCCGCGAGCGGCCCGGACGUCAGGCUCCUCGCGCCGCACCCGUCGCGGGACGAGGUCGCCACGGGCGAGGUGUGCGUCCGCGGCGCCUGCGUCACGGCGGGCUACGAGCGCCGGGGCGACGCCGACCCGAACGCGGCGCUGUUCGCGGACGGCUACCUGCGGACCGGCGACCGCGGGACCUUUUUGGCGGACGGCCACCUCGUCCUCGACGGCCGCUUCAAGGAGACGAUCAACCGCGGCGGCGAGCAGCUCUCGCCGCUGGCCGUGGAACAUGCGCUCGCGUCGCACGCGGCCGUGGGCUCCGUCGUCGCCUUCGCGGCGCCCCACGCGCGCCUGGGGGAAGCCGUCGGCGUUUUAGUGGCGCUCCGGCCGGGCCGCGUCGCGUCCCUCGGCGACCUGCGGCGCCACGCGGCCAGGACGCUGCGCGACGCGCACCUGCCCGCGGCGCUCGUCGUCGCGAGCGGCGCGCCCCUGGGCCCGACGGGCAAGGCGCUGCGCGUCGGCCUCGCGGCGCGCCUGGGCCUG